Engraulis encrasicolus (European anchovy) is the source of this 4034-nucleotide messenger RNA. RefSeq names its product zinc finger CW-type PWWP domain protein 1-like. The record is from RefSeq and is a predicted model, not a curated record. Gene Ontology annotation, cellular component: nucleus. Gene Ontology annotation, molecular function: zinc ion binding. Bases 149 to 3205 code for a protein of 1018 amino acids. The transcript has 17 exons. Lineage: Eukaryota; Metazoa; Chordata; Actinopteri; Clupeiformes; Engraulidae.
CAGUUGGGCUGCUGCUUGGGGGUUUACAGCUUGUGCGUUUCCCACAGAGAACAUUCGAGGCAAAUCCUUUUUAAUCAACACAGCAAUACAAAAGUAGUUGGGUGACAAACAGAUUACAGAGAAAACCUUGAGAAGGACUCGAGCCAAAAUGGACAAGAAGCCUGGUCAAAAGGACAACAAGUCAAAGUUUGCUCCCCCAGUGGCUCGCGCUACUGAGCAGCAUAAGGUGAAGGCAGGCAACUGUGCUCCGGAUGAAGCAGUGGAUAAAGAAGUUAGAGUCCCAAAAGCAAAGCAUGAAAGUAAAGGACUAACUUGGGUAUCAGCAAGUCAGUUGCUCUUACAGAAUAAUACUGAAGAAGACAAGGAGGGUGAGGAAAAAGAUGACAAAGAUGUGAAUGACAAACAGUCAGAACCAAACACAUGGGAUGGAGAGAACACUGAUGGAGAAGUGAAGAAGGGAGUAAACAUCCCUGAAGAAGGGAAUGAACAGGAAGAGACUGCAAAGAUAGUAAAGCAGGAAGAUAAAAUUGAAGAAUUCGGCGAAGGAAAAGUUGAACUUGGCAAAAAAACAAGCGACCCACCCAAGCCUCAGGUGGGUCCUGGUAAGGAAAAUACAGAUGAAAAUAAGUCAGAAAAAAAGAAAGUUCCUAAAUUUGGAGCACGGUUGGAAAAGAAAGAUGGAUCAGGAAAGGAAGGCUUGGACGCCAAAGAUAAAAAGAAAGACUUGAGCAUUAAAAAAACAGAACCCAAUAGGAAAGACAAGAAAGUAAACACAGACAAGGAAGUUCAGAAAGGGCCAAAAAUUCUCAAAGAAAAGAAUGAAAAGGUGGAAAAACAAGAUGGUAAAAGCCAAAAAGCAGACCAAGGCCAAGGCGAAGCAGAUGGAAAUGCGAAAGGUGAGGAGCCCAGGCCUGAGAUUGCCCCCAAAGAAGACAACCCCAGUGAAAAGAAGCCAGAGAAGAAGAAAGUGGUCAAGUUCGCAAGCCAUUCACUGCCACAGAAGAAGGAUGAAGCCGUGAAAGAAGGCACGAAAAAGAAGGACGCAAAUAAAAAAAUGAACGACAACCAGCAAAAACAGCCAGAGAUGGAAGAAAAGGACAAGAGCAGUGGGAAGGGGAAGAAGCCCAGGCCAACGGAAGACACGUCAGAGGCUCCACAAAAAGACACCAAGGAGAAGAACAGCAAAGAGAAGACCAACCAGACACCCAAGACCAAAGAGAAAAGAGAGCGUGAGCCAAAGUCUCCAGCUGUGACGUUGUCAGACAGGCAAUAUGAUGAACUCUUUGACAGUGUUCUGGGGGCCUCGCAACUGGAGGAUUGUAUGGAGGAUGCUGAAGCUAUGCUGAAUGAGGUAGAGAUGCUACAGGCCAGCAUCGACCAGGUAACCAAGAAGGUGAUGGCAGACAGCGAGGAGGAAGGAGAGGAGGAUGAUGGAGAGAGGUGCGGAGAGGAAGAAGAAAAUAAAGAGGAAGAGAUGCAGAGAGGAAAAAGCAGGAGGAGGGAAGAGGCACAGCGUGGCUACACAGGAAGAAAGGAGAAAGUGGCUGUGGCUGUGGCGGGAGUGCGUGGGAGUUGCAAGAAGAGGAGAAGACAGGAGGACGAGGAUAGCGACAGCGAAACAGAUGAAUAUGACUCCUGGGUGCAGUGCAGUAGAGCAGAGUGUAAGAAAUGGAGGAGGCUGCAAGACAAUGAAGACCCCUCAGUACUGCCUAAAAGCUGGACCUGCAGCCAAAACACAGAUUCUGCGCGUAGCAGUUGCUCUGCUCCAGAGGAGAGCUGGUGUAGCACUAAGGACGAGGAUUUCUCCUACUGCAGCCUGGUUCCCGGCUCUCUGGUGUGGGCACAGCAGACUGGAUACCCCUGGUGGCCAGCAAUGAUCGAGAGAGAUCCUGUCAGCGGUGACUUCCUGCAGUUCAAGACCAAGAAAGACCCAUUUCCUUCCAAGUGCCAUGUGACGUACCUUGGGCGGCCUGUGUCUCGUGCCUGGGUGCCCCGAUGCAGAGUGAGGGACUAUGGCGAUCUUCCAGAGGAGGCUGCCCUCAAUAUGGCGAGGCAGCAAGGGAGCAAGCGGAAACUGCAGGACGCCAUAAAGAUGGCUGGACAAAUGUGGAAACUCUCUCUGCAGAAACGUCUGAGCCGAUUUGGUUUUCACACACGCCGAGCAACUGAUGGAGACAUCUCUGAUGUUGACAGUGACAUAGACGAAAUGCUGGCAAUAUUCAACGACAACAGUGUGAAGCGGAGAGGCCAGAAAAAGAGAGGGAAAGACUCGGAUGACGAGGAGGUGAGGCCACCACCAAAACAGAGGAAGAAGGUGCGAGUAGACGCCACUAAGAAUAAGGAGAACGAGAGAGAAGGAACUGGAGAGGAGGAGAAGGAAGAAGAGGAGAGCAUGAAGAAGAAAGAGGAGGAGGAGGAGGAGGAGAAGAGCAUGAAGAAGAAGGAGAAAAGGGUGAAGGAGGAACUGAAGGCCAGUGCGAAGAAAGACUCGGCCAGUGAAAAGAGAGAAGCGGGGAAGAAAGACAAGAAAAAGAAGAAGGGAACUGAGCCAUCAGAGAUGCCGACUCCACUCAAUAAACAAGAUAAGAAGAAGACAGAGAAGAAGAGGCCCGAAACUAGAAAAGGGGCGGAGGAUGGCCAGGAUGUCAGGGAAUCAGAUGACCAGACUGUACCUAAGAGCGUCAGUGCAGAGACCAGUUGCCAGGACGAGGAGGAGGAGGUAGAGAAGGGAGAGGCAGAAGAGAAGGAGACAGAGCAGAUGGAGAAAGAGGGAGAGGAGGAGGAAGAGAUAGAAGACGGAGAGCAAGAGGUAGAUGAAGGGACUCUAGUGAAGGAGGAGGAAGAGGAGGAAUGUGAAGUGGAGAAGGAUGACGAGGAGGAAGAUGAGGAGGAGGCGGAAGAGCAGGAGCAGGGAACGACUGCUGACGAGAAAGAGGAGGUAGCAAAGGGCGAGUCUUCAUCCGGAGAGGAGGAGGAGGUAGAAAAAGGAGAGGAAGAGGAGGAGGAGGAGGAGGAGGAGGAGCGCAUGGCGGAGGGCCUGAGGUUGAGCGAUGAUGACGUUAAAGGUGGACUUCCUGUGGACUUCCUGGAGAACACGGACAUGGAGCUGAUGGAGUGCCGUGAUGAUGUCAUGAAGCGGCUGGGCUGCGCCGAGCAGGAGGAAGAGGAGGAGGAGGAUUUCACCAUGGGACUCUUUGAAGAGUAGUACACACACACACACACACACACUAAAACACACACACACACACACUAAAACACACACACUAAAACACACACAAACACUAAAACACACACACACACACACACACACACACACACACACACACACACACACACACACACACACACACACACACACACACACUAAAACACAUACACACACACACCAAAACACACACACACACACACACACACACAGCAGCUAUGGCGUCACGUCUUACAGAUACACAUGGGCACACACACGCAUGAGUCCUGUCACCACUCUCUCUAUCUGUCUCUUUCUGUCUUUUCUUCACCUCUCUUCUCCUCUUUUUCUUAAAAGUUCUUCUUCUAUUUUUCCCCUUUUAUGCCCUCCCAUUUCUCUCUCUUUCUCUCUCUCUCUCUUCCAUCUCUAUGGUCCUGUUAUGACCUUUCAGAUCUUUCAUCAAUUUUUCAGCUUCUCAGCCUCUUUCUGUGUUGAGAUUUUUGAACACUUGUUCAUGUUCAAUUUUAAAAAAAUCGAAUUCUAUGUUAUAUUCAUUUCUCGAAUAUGAAAUUGUACAAUAAUUUGUUCACAAUGUUUAUUCAAAGUACGUUUGACGGACAUUUUCAAGUUUGUCAUUGUGAUGUGUGUGAAUGUCUGUCUGUCUGUAUGUACUCUGUACUGUAGUAUGUGUCUGUAUGUAGGUAUGAAUGUAUGUGUGUGUGUUAUUUCACUGUCCAUGUACAAUAUGUGUGCUGGGUGUGUGUAUUUUUGAACGCUUGUUCAUGUUCUGUUUUUAUAUUUCUAUGCAUCAUUCAUUGUUUGCUUUGUUCUAAAUACAUUGUUAAGUACA